Molecule: messenger RNA, 1570 nt
Organism: Ixodes scapularis (black-legged tick)
Lineage: Eukaryota; Metazoa; Arthropoda; Arachnida; Ixodida; Ixodidae
Product: zinc transporter 6
Exons: 13
Coding region: 373-1557 (394 amino acids)
Biological process (GO): transmembrane transport; monoatomic cation transport
Cellular component (GO): membrane
Molecular function (GO): monoatomic cation transmembrane transporter activity
Source: RefSeq, a predicted model, not a curated record
CUUUAGUUUCCAGGAUAAGCCACGUUUAAGUCAUCCAAGCAAAGCCGAUCCAAGCCGUACAGUACAACUGUUUGUAUUCGUGAAUCGUGUUUGGUCGGUAUGGUUUUUUGAGCUUGUGACACUGGCAAAAGUUGUUCAACUUAUUUUAUCAUAUCUUAAUCACGAAGAUACAUUGGACACAACCCGUAACAAACCAGUUCCUGUUACUUCGAAAACCACGGGAACAGUAUGUCCGCUGGUCCCUGGUGGUGCCUCAAAACUCCGUCACGAAUCGUCUGCUCCCGUCCAAAAAUGAGCUGUCCAACAUUUUAUGUCCUUCGCGUUCGCUGGUGACUGUACUUGCAUACCUUAGUGACUGUAGUGACACCAGCGAUGCAGGGAGCCUUCCUUCCAGACUUGAGGCAGCGGCUGUCUCCGUACUUCUCGAAGGACGAGAGUGCCACGGGCCUAUUCCAGCCUUUCGGCAAGCCCACGCUGGGACCCGUGGCCUGCUUCGUCAACGAACUACGACCCGUCCUGAGGGAGUCCAAGGCAAAGCACAUCCUCUGGUUCGUGGUGGGGAAUGCCUUGUGCAGCGUAGUGCUUUUUUACUGGAGCCGUACCUCGAACAGCCUGGCACUGGCAGCCCUCGCACAACUCACUCUCUUUGACCUACUCUGCCUCGGCAACUGCCUCCUGGGUCUUUGGGUGUCGCAGCACAGGGCAGCACCGAGCUUCAGCUUCGGGUGCCGGAGGUGGGAGGUGUUGUCCUUGUUUGCCAUCACCAUGCUGGCUCAGUUAGGGGCCUUUCUGCUGCUCAAAGAGAGCCUGAUGCGUCUGGUGCAGCAACCUGUAGUUCACACGGGCCUUGUGCUGCCCGGCCUGCUGGUUGCCCUGUGCUGCCACCUCGCGGUGCAGCUGGGAGUUGAGCACCCCUCGCUGGGGCGCGUGCUGACCGCCUGCAGCUCCAGCUGGCUGCAGGAGCACAUGGCAGACCUGAGCCACGGGGUGUGCCGCCUGGUGCCCGGCCUGUCGUCGCUGCUGCUGCCUCGGCUCAACCCCUUGCUGCUGCUGGGCUGGGCCGGGGCGCUCGUCGUGCUCGUCGCACACUCCCUCGUCGGGGCCUAUGGGUGGCAACGUGCGGACACAGUGGGAGCUGCCAUGCUGGCUGCCAUGGCCUGUGCCACCAUGCUCCCAAUGGGCAUGCACUGUGCCUUCAUCUUACUUCAGACAACGCCAGGGCCUCUGCUGGGCCAGCUGGACAAGUGCCUUCGCGAGGCCUCCACCCUGGAUGGAGUCCUGGAGUUCAGGCACGAGCAGUUCUGGAGUCUUUCGCUCGGAAGCCUGGCUGGUUCGGUGCACGUGCGAGUACGCAGAGAUGCAGACGAACAGCUCGUCCUGGCACACAUUGUUGACCGACUAUCGGGUCUAGUUCCCGAACUUACAGUUCAGGUGUUCAAGGAUGAGUGGGCAUGGAGCAGUAGUCCCUUCUCCGCAUCGCAGACAGGCGAUCGGACGCCAGAUAGGCCCGGAGCUUCUGUUACAGCACCCUUACCGGGCAGUACAAUAAACCUCUGAAUUCUUUUUUCGA